Rotaria sordida is the source of this 1458-nucleotide messenger RNA. The record is from the annotation of a GenBank genome assembly. Lineage: Eukaryota; Metazoa; Rotifera; Eurotatoria; Philodinida; Philodinidae.
AUAAAUUUUAAUCAAUCAUCUACUUGUUUAAGAUUAUUACCAGAUUUGACAGAUAUCAUAUAUCAAUAUUUAGAAAAUAAAAAUAUUAUUAAUUCAACAGUAUUCAUUGAUCUUCAACAAUGGAUAAUAACAAUUUUAAAAUCAAUAAAACAACCAUUGAAACAAGAUAUUUAUUUUCUCUUCAAAUAUUUAGAUAAAUUAAGUGAUCAAUUGUCUUUAACAAUGAAACAAUUUCUAUUCGAUGAAUUAAUUGAUAUAUUUCUUCGAAUGGAACAACGAAAUAGACAAUAUUUUGACAUAUGGGAUCGUUUGGAUAUAAUUUCACAUUUAAUUGAAUGUACAUCAAAUGUUGAUCUUUUUCAAAAUUAUAAAAUACCGUAUCAUCCAUCAAUACUAUCGAAUAAUAAUGAUUUACAAUUACGACCAAUAUUAUUUGAUUUAUAUUUUUUUCAUCUUCGACAUCAAAUAGUUAAUGAAACUAUUACAACAAAUCUUAUUAAUAAAGGAAUACUAUUAAGAUUACCAAAAAUUCAUAAUAGAAAUUUAAAAUCUAUUGUAGAAUAUAUUUUCAAACAAUUAAAAGAUUAUUUUCUAGUUAGACUGACUGCAUUAUUAUUAUGUGAAAUAAAUAUGAAUUUUUAUAUAUUGAAUGAUGUAAAUUCUAUUAUAUCAACAAUUAUCAAUGAAUAUUUAUCAAUUGAUCAACAAUCAAUAAAAUUUAAUGACUAUCUUCAACUAUUUCUAUCUACAAUUAUAUCACAAAAAUCAUGGAAUUUUCUUUUAAAUUUAUUAAAAUCUGAAAUUUUUCAAUAUUUAAAUAAUGAAUGGUCGAUAACUUUAUAUUGUUUACUUGAAUUAAAACAAAUACAAAAGCAAAAUAAAUAUUUACCAUUGUGUCAUCAAAUUCAAUUUACAAUAUCUUCAAAAAAUGAUUCAUCAAUAUUUCCUGAACUUCAUAAACCUUAUGAAGAAUUAAGAGAAAUUCUUGAUACAUGUAUUAAAAAUAAUACUAAUGAAAAUCAAUGGCAACUUUUAUUAGAUUGGAUUGAAUUAAAACUUAAUUCUAAUUCAAUUGAAUUACAAUUAAAAGAAAUAAAAGUUAUGUUAUUAUUAAAUAUUUAUUAUGAAUAUUAUUGUAAUAAUCAACUUUCAUCUAUUAAUACAUUAUUAGAAUUUAUUGAAAAUUAUUUAGAAUUAUCAUCUGAAGAAUUACGUUUAUUUCGUAUUUUUAUAAAACCUGAAGAAUUUUUAAUUGGAUAUUCAAUAGAAAAUACUAAUAAUGUAGAUAGAAAUUUUCUUAAUGAUAUAUUCGAACUUGAUUGUACAGAUGAAUUCGAAUUAUCUUUACGACAUAUGCUUGUCAAUCUUAUUGCUAUGAUUUUAUUAGGCGGAGAACAAUCUUUUCUUUGGACAUUCACAUUUCGACCAUUGACAUUACAAAAUACAUAUGGUAAAUAA